AAAAGAAGAGGACGAAGAAGAAGCAGUAACAGCACUAGCAUUUGUCGGGGCUUGGUUGUUGCUUUCAUUCGAUCGAAACGAAUUCAGGUAGUUUAGUCAAAUAAGUGACAGUCGUUAUUGCCAUGGUUAGGCCGUCAACCUGUUCAUUCACGGUAGACACGCCGGAGCUACAAUGAAGGCAGGGGCCUCGUCCGUGUGGGCUUCAUGUUGUGGUCUACUGAAUGAAGUCAUGGGUACUGGGGCUGUCAGAGGCCAGCAACCAGGGUUUGGGGCCGGAGCUGGUCCCUUCAGAUUUGCCCCCAGUGCGGGAUACUCCACCUAUCCGCCCACCAGCUCAGGGAGUCCCAGUCUUUUAUGCAAAUCAUGUGGCCAGGCCUUCUCAGUCUUCAGGAAGAAAUAUAUUUGCUGCGACUGCAAGAAGGGCUUCUGCUCAAUGUGCUGCGUGCUUCAAGAGAAUCUGCGCAUUUGUGCUACAUGUCAUUUGCUGAAAGCGACAGCCUUUCAGCGGCCACGGCUCAUGCGUCUAAGAGUAAAAGACCUGCGUCAGUACCUGCUGCUUCGUAACAUCCCUACAGACACCUGCAGGGAAAAGGAAGACCUGGUAGACUUGGUGCUGUGUCACCAAGGCAUAGAGGAAGAGGAUGAUCCCGACACAGGCAGUCUCCACUUGCCUUCCAUGUAUACGCCGACCCCCUCUACCAUGCAGUCUGCCACCGAGUUGUCUGCUUUUGUCGCCUCUCAGGAGGAACCUCUCAGCAGGAGUGAUAGCUCUGAUACCAACCAGGAUAUAGGUGAUGCCACAUCGGUGUCUCUCCUUAACUUGGACCCCAGUGAACACACGCCUGAGGUGAGCCCUCUGACGCGACGUCGGGCUAGAGCAUCUCUGUCAGACCUCUCCAGCUUGAGGGACAUCGAGGGUCUGUCUGUCAGGCAGUUGAAGGAGAUCCUAGCCAGGAACUUUGUCAACUAUUCAGGGUGCUGUGAGAAGUGGGAGCUGGUGGAGCGUGUCAACAGACUGUACAGAGAGACUGAAGAGAACCGGAAAUCAUUGGAAAAUGUGAGCAGUAGUGUAACCACAGUGGUGGCCUUCCCCCCUCCUGUCUGCAAUGGUGCCAUUGGAGACGGUGAGAAGGGCCCGAUGACGAUCCAUGAUGACAACCUCUGUAGGAUCUGCAUGGACGCCAUGAUCGAUUGCGUUCUCCUGGAAUGCGGUCACAUGGUCACCUGCACCAAGUGCGGCAAGAGGAUGAACGAGUGCCCAAUCUGCAGGCAGUACGUGGUGAGGGCUGUGCACGUCUUCAAGUCCUAAUGCACCGCUGUAACACUACAGCUUCAGAGGAGCAGCUCAAACUGAAGACUGUACCUUAACUCAAUCAUGCAGCUCAUAAACCUUGAAUCCCCAAAAGACUUAUUUUGUGGAUGUUCCAUGUUUGUACUCCCUAAACCUCACAUUAUUUGCACAGUGAAAUAUUAUGAGAAAUGCCGUUUUUCUUAUGAAUUUAACCCUUUGGUUUCAUCGGUGGGCAGAGGAUAUGAUUGUACUCUCUUAUGACUGCGUCAUUCCUCAAGUAACAUAUCUCUAAUGUGUGCUCAUUCCUAAGUGUGAGUUUUGCUUUUCUUAUAAUUUUUUAACACAGCGAAUGUGUGGCACUCGGCCACGUGUGGUUUUGUUAAACACAUUUCAUCACAUUCAGAUCUGCCUAUAAGCUGUAGCUGGCACUCGGCUCUGCUGAGUAUUCUUUAGAGCACCUCUCUUUAUAACUGCUGCAAGUGAUUACUUAUCUUAGUAACACAGAUGACAGACACAUGCUGAACCUCACCAUAUUGGGGGUGUGGAGUGGGUGACCUAGGUGCCAAAUGGUGGCUUGUGUCCUUAACGCUUCUCACCUAACUUUUCCCCCGCAGCUGGUGGACCACUGUGGCUGUUGAAGCAUGUUAUACCAGAAAGCCCUUUGUUCACACUGUGUGUUAAUGCGCCACUGCUCGCAAACUGUUACCAGUAAUAGUGGCUGAGGUAGCAUGCAUUCUAGUUAUUAAAGUCUUGGUUAAUCUUGACUGAUGGGAGUUUUGUAGG
This is a messenger RNA of Monopterus albus (swamp eel), 2074 nucleotides long. It is a transcript of the gene rnf34a, whose product is annotated as ring finger protein 34a. Gene Ontology annotation, biological process: protein K48-linked ubiquitination; proteasome-mediated ubiquitin-dependent protein catabolic process; negative regulation of extrinsic apoptotic signaling pathway via death domain receptors. Gene Ontology annotation, cellular component: cytoplasm; plasma membrane. NCBI's taxonomy places the organism in Eukaryota, Metazoa, Chordata, Actinopteri, Synbranchiformes, Synbranchidae. The coding region runs from base 173 to 1309 and encodes 378 amino acids. The transcript has 8 exons. Gene Ontology annotation, molecular function: ubiquitin protein ligase activity. The record is from RefSeq and is a predicted model, not a curated record.